Messenger RNA from Theobroma umbraticum, 3990 nucleotides. Lineage: Eukaryota; Viridiplantae; Streptophyta; Magnoliopsida; Malvales; Malvaceae. The record is from RefSeq and is a predicted model, not a curated record.
AUCAGACUGUGUAACUAGGCAGAGAAAUCUUUGUAAGAGAAGGUUGAAUCCAGUUCUAGCUAUGUCCCCAUGCUCAGUGAUCUUACACACUGAUGAAAGUGGGAAAUUUCCUGAAUCUAGGAAAAGUUCAAGCUCAGGUACAGCCUCUUUAAGCAGCUCUGCUGGGUCGUUGCUUAGUCAUCCAAAUGCUGUCAAAAUAAUUGCAGGGGUAUCUGUUCAUUCUACCCUCAAUUUCAUGAGAAAACUAGUGUGUUGGAGUAAAGACAAUGAAAGAGUUGCAUGCCUUUUUUUCUUUGCUCUGAUCCACUGUUGAAUAGGGAGCUUUCAUCCCUGGAGAGGAAUUUUUCUUCUCUGUGCUGUAGAAAUGAACAUUCACAAUUCCAUCAUGCCCAGAUUGUUGAAAAUCUAUGGAUUACAAGGGUUUUCCUUGAGAAAUCAGGAGCUCACUGCAUUGUUGUGCCUGUCAUAUUUUACACUCCUGGCAUGAUGACGUGUUUAAGGGGAGUUCUGUUCCCUCCCUUCACAUGGGUGAGUGUGUUGCCAAGGAGCUUAAGGAAGCCAAGUUGAAGCUGCUGGAAGCUGGGAGCCCUUUGUGAAUUGGGGUACUUGCCACAGAUGUGACUUCAAAAGCAGCCAAAAGAAACUGCAGAGUGAGGUAAUCUCAUUCUGCAAAUUUUGGCUGUUUCUUUUCCAAGUUGUCUUGGCCUGAAAAUUAAGCUUAGUGAACACAUUUAGGAAAAAUAUGUUGUUUUUUUUCAUUUAUCUUCUUUUCCUUUUUAAGAAAAAAUGGUAGUGUACUAGGAGAGUUUGUAUUCUAAGUAAUAAGCUAUUACAUUAAUCAUUUAAAAGCAAAAGAAGGUAUUUUAGACAGCUAAGAGUAUCCUUCAUGGUUAACCUUCAUGUCUUUUAAUGCUUUUGAAGGCAUUAACUGAGGCUCCAUCUGGUUGAUGCUUUUGCCUUUUACAUUUUUUUUGGGCAACAAAUGAAUAGAAAGGAAAAAGUAAAUAAUAAGACACAAUAGAAAACCAGAGACAAAAACAAAAAGUUAAAAAGCAUCAAUCAAAUGGACCUCAAAUAUUUAGGUAAUACAUGUGCUAACUGAAGGUUUCAAAUUUUGAAGAAAUGCAGAUAAGAGUAGCGCAACUAAAAGGUUUUAAUAAAGACUAGCUUCAUGUUUUUUGACAUUGUUCAUGGACUGCCUUUGACUGAGGCAAGUGGGUGGCAGUGAGUUGCCAAGUCUUGUACAGCUCAUAUUUUCUUUCAUAGCUUCUAAGUUACCUCUCAGCUUUUUAGAUUAUAUGUUUGGCAUGAUAUGAGUGCAUUCUAUUUGAUUAUACAUCAGCUUAUGAAAAGGUCCAAGGUCUCCAUUUUUAGCCUCUUUAACUUGUUCUCUCAAUUGCUAUGGAGAUCUUCUAUAUUGAUAACUUGGUCAUAAGUUCAAGUUCUUACUAAGAAAGUUCAUUAUAGCUGGUAUGAAAAUUAAAAAAGAAAAGGGGUUGGGAUGAUGAAUAAAAGAUUUCAUUGUUAUGACUGAAAUAUAAUUUUUCUUUACAGCCUCUGCAUCCAAUUUAACCUGGCAAUGUCACUGUACACAUAUUAGAAGAUAUGCAGACAAAAGUUUCCCAAAUUUAAUGGCAUCUAUGUUAUUGACCUAUAAGGUUAUACCCUUGUUAAAAUGUCUUUUCUUUUUUGCCUAUGGUUUGUUUUGUCUUAAAUUCCUAAUUUACUUCUUCUGGAGCUUUAAAUUCCUUAAGAUUUUUUUAACUGAAAAAUAUUAAACCUAUUUGAUACUAGUUUCAGCAGAAUCGUGCUAGCUAACUGGGAACUUUGAGCACUUAUUUGUUACUUAAAUACAUGCAUGUAGGGGUUUGAUUUGAUCUACUUUUCCUUUUUGUUUUCCUAAGUAAUAACAAAAGGCUGUUUCUUUGUUAUUCUCUUUCCUUUUGAUUCCUUGGAAGAAUCUUUUCCAAUGGGCACAUUUAUUGUACUAAAAUAAAUUUCAAUUUCUGGCGUGUUGGGGGCUGGGUUUGCAAGAGAAUCUCUCCCCUCUUUUGUUCUGUGUUUCUUUGGUAGAAAAUUUCACGAAUUCUAGAGAUUAUCAAACAAGGGGUGGAUCCCUUAACCAGGUUGCUCCCAGCUUGUUUUGCUGAUGCUUUUGCAUGCAUUAAGUUAAGGUGGUCAAGGUACAAGACCCUACUUCUUAAUUGUAUUAAUUUCCUUUUAAUUGAAUCAAAUUAUUAGCAUCGUAGAGAUGUCCUUAAAGGCCACUGGUUAGGAAGGGGGUUAUGGUUAGGUUAAUCCAUGAAGUUAUUGAAAUCCAUCGUCUUUUCUUUUUCUUUCUUUCAAAGAUGAAGAAAUUGGGAAUUCAUUUUUUUUAACAAAGGAGUUGGUAGAACCCAACAAGUUUUGGCAUAAAAACUCCAACUUCCAAUCUUAUCAUUAAUAAAAAAAGCAAUUUAUGUAGAUGUUCAAUAAACCCGUGAAAUCUGAAUGAGACAUUGCCACACAAAGUGAAAAGUUAAACCGCAGUAUAGGUUGUUCACCUAGCAUAUCUUAAAGGGAAACAAGGCUUUUUAGGUUUAUUUAUUUUUUAAUUUUUAUGGGAGAUAUGCUCAUAAUCUAUAGUGUUCUUAGGUGAAAAUUAUCAGUGUAUGUUUAUAAGAUAUUGAGAGAGAAAUGUAGUCAAGCAUUUAGGACAAAUGGAUAAAAGCAGCAAGAAUUUUAAUUUGUAUUAUUUUUUUAAUUUCUAAUGCUCUGUUUUAAUAUCACUUAAUCUAGAAUUAUCUAGAAUCAAGAAACGUAAGUAUAUUUGAUUUGAACAAGACAAUUAUCUUCUCAAGUCUUGGAUGUGCAAUAGGUUAAUGGAACUUGGAGUUAAACAGAUUCUUACUGUUCCAAAGAUACGUCAAUUUAUAUACUAACUGGAAAGUUGAAAUCAAAUCCAUCCCCUUUUCAACUUAGAAUCUUAUGAGUUUGAGAUAAUAUUUGCAUCUUUGUUUCUUUGUAUAUUCUAAUAGCUAUUAUAGCAAUCAUAUGUAUUAAUUAACUGGAAAAAUAUUUAAAAUCGUUUGCAUAAAUGAAAUGUUUCAAAAAAUGUUGGAGUUUGAAGGCAAAAUUAGAGUUGAAGGGGGUACUGAAAGUUUUAAUCUUUAGAAGAUGCACGGGAGAGAGUCAUAGGAGCUGGUGAGAGAGUUUGCCAGUGAUGGAAAAAGGCAUCUCAAGAUUGUCAGUAAUGAGCUAUUUGAACGAGUAAUUGAAGAAUGCAAUGAACAUCAUAAUGCACUUCAGUCAUUAAUACGGAAAAUGCAAGAGGAGGGACUGGAAGUUCUAACAGCUAGAACUGCAGACCACUAUGGAGCACUCAUCCACCACCUUUCUUUAAUUCGCAACAAGCGUUGCCUAAUGGCAUAUGUGUAUAACCGAGCAGAUAUUAUACGAGAUUUGGCAUGGAAGGUAGGGUUGCUUCAUGAACUUCCACGCGAAAUUCAAGAGAAGUUCAGUGACUCAGAGGAACAAUAUUUCAAAGAUCAUUCUAAAUCUUUGAAAUCAUACAUGUCACAACUGAGCCUCAAUGUGAAUGUGGAUAUGGUGCCUCCGAAAGAUCCCUACAUCAAAGUUAGAGUCCUUGAAGAUUUGGGUAGCGGAAUAAUUCUCAGUGAUAAAUCUGCCAAUUUUGCUCGCCACUCCAUGCACUUUCUCAAACGAACUGAUGCUGAGCAAUACAUUGCACGGGGCUUAAUGGAGGAGCUGACAAGCUAAACCUGAAAAAGGUCUAUCUAUGAUGCCUUCUCCCUCUUCUUUAGGACAAAGAUGUUUCAUACUGAUGUGUAUUUAGUAGCAGUUACAGUAGCCUAAUACCAGACCUGUUUGCUCAUUCACUCUUAAGUGCAUUCAGGGCUGGGCAAAGACAGAUGUAACUUGAACAAGGAAAAAGAGAAAAUUAAGAUAAAGAAAUAAGCUAAAUUAUUUCAUUUUUGUUUUUUUGGAUAA